Salmo salar (Atlantic salmon) is the source of this 684-nucleotide messenger RNA. Its product is annotated as large ribosomal subunit protein eL33. NCBI's taxonomy places the organism in Eukaryota, Metazoa, Chordata, Actinopteri, Salmoniformes, Salmonidae. Gene Ontology annotation, cellular component: ribosome. Gene Ontology annotation, biological process: translation. The record is from RefSeq and is a predicted model, not a curated record. Gene Ontology annotation, molecular function: structural constituent of ribosome.
AGUCUAUUUUUGGAGUCCGAGCGGCUGUGAUGAGAAAAAUAUCACUUGGAUAGUUUUACGAAGUUGACAAGCGCCGGACUGCAGGGUUGAGGCCGUUCAGAUGUGUACACCAAAAUGCAUCUCUGUUUAACCCGAUAGCGUUUAAACGCUAACUAGGAUACGACAGUAUUUCCUUAUUUUGUGUGUUAGUGGCUAAACGGACAAGCCCUACCACAGUGGCUAGUUGGCGUCCUCAUUGGAUCUACAUGGCUUUAUCGUUAAUGUACUGAAUUCAUGAAGUUUUUCCGUGCCUGGAAGAAGACUCGAGAUGCCAGGAAGACUGUGGAGCAAGGCAAUCUUUGCUGGGUACAAGCGUGGCCUGAGGAACCAGCGGGAGCACACUGCCCUGCUCAAGGUGGAGGGAGUUUACACAAGGGAGGAGGUUGACUUCUACUUGGGCAAGCGCUGUGCUUAUGUCUACAAGGCUAAGAAGAACACAGUGACACCUGGUGGCAAGCCCAACAAGACGCGGGUAAUCUGGGGCAAAGUCAUGCGUGCUCACGGCAACAGUGGAAUGGUGCGGGCCAAGUUCAGCAGUAACCUCCCCGCAAAGGCCAUGGGACACAGAGUCAGAGUGAUGCUGUACCCGUCUCGUGUGUAAUUUACUGUUUUUGUGUACAUACAAUAAACAACUCGGUUCCACAA